AAGCUUUCCUCCUUCAAGGAGGAGAUGGGACACACCGUAUGCUAUCUUUCUGCUCUUGCACCUUCCAUCCCAGGCCCAGCCAGAGUCUUCUUUGGAGUCCCGGUAGAGAAGCCAGUCUGCUAUCUGCCACAAGAGCCAUCACCUGGAUAUGAAACACUUAUGGCAGAUUUUUGUCCUAUGGGUCUUCUGGGUGUUCAUCUUGUGGCUGAUGGCCUCCUGCCUGGAUCAGAAACCUGAAUCAGCACCCCGGGAAAAACUGAUGUACUUGGUACCACGGCCUUGCAACUGCUCUUGGUUCAAAUUCAGGAAAUGUGGCUGCCCAUCUGGGACUCUCAACUCGUCUCUUUACCACCCCACAGUCAGAGAAUGGAACUGGUUUGACACAUGCUAUGAGAAGAUGAUGGGGUACCUGAAGGGGGCAACAGAGUCCAUGACUUCUGAUGCUGUGCUCCAGUGGUUGGGCACGAACUCAGCAAGUGAGCUGGACAAAGUGUGGAAGAAGCUGUUCAAGGUGAUUCCCAGACCUUCAGCGAGUCAUUUUGAUCUCUACUGUGGGACUUGUGUGUUGGGGAACUUGAAGAUCCUGCAGGCCUCCAGCCUCCACAACAACGUCAACCAACACACCGCAGUCUGCAGGAUGUACCAGGCUCCAGUUCAGGGCUUCAAGACAGUGGGGAACCAAACCACGGGGCGCUUCAUCUACCGCAGGAAUGUUGGAGGCCAGGGUUCCUGGAGACAGCUGGUGCUGCUGGUCCUGAAGCUUUUUGAUUUGGCAUGGACUUCAGAUGCUCUGAGUGAGGAGAUUUCAGAAGAUGGUCUAAUUCCCUAGUGGAAUGGAAGAUAACAAAGACCAGGAUGCCCGCUUUGGAUUUUGAUCAGAAAAGCAAGGAAAGUGGUCCCAUUACUGGGAGGAUGUUAAUCAGACCAACGACUGCAAGGAGAUUCUGUCCAUGCAUAGCACACAAGCAGAAAUGGAAGUCAGCUAGAGCGUGUGGGCAAGCUCACCAUCCACAUGUGACACCCUGUAGGGUCCACACAAGUCCUAGUCCUUUGGGCCUGAAUGCAGGGGAGUCUUGGGAUGGUGGCAGCUGCAGCAGGACUAUGAGGACUUUCAGGGGUAAAGGGCAAGAGGAAAUUGUGUGGAGAUCAGUCUGGUACUGAAUAAAAUCCUGGCCUGAUUCCCUUA
Messenger RNA from Equus caballus (horse), 1186 nucleotides. It is a transcript of the gene C22H20orf173, whose product is annotated as chromosome 22 C20orf173 homolog. Gene Ontology annotation, cellular component: membrane. Gene Ontology annotation, biological process: sialylation. The record is from RefSeq and is a predicted model, not a curated record. Gene Ontology annotation, molecular function: beta-galactoside (CMP) alpha-2,3-sialyltransferase activity. NCBI's taxonomy places the organism in Eukaryota, Metazoa, Chordata, Mammalia, Perissodactyla, Equidae.